UUCCCUUAGCUGUCAGUAGAAAUGUUUUCCUCAUGUCCAUGGACCAAACUCGGUUUAGCGACCUGCGGCUAGCCACUUAAAUGUAUCCUCGGUUUAAGGGAAACAACUCACCGCUAACUUUUGGAGUUUUAACCCAACAAAAAUGUCUAUAGCGAACUGUUUCCGGAGGAUUGGGCACAAACUUGGACACUACUUUCGUUACCAGACGCACCCACGGUAACGUACUAUCAACAGCUAAAGUUACGGAGCUUUCAAAAGUUGGCACCGUCCUUUAAGUAGAGUUUUAUUUUUAGUCGUUGUAGUUAUCCGUAUUAAAAAUAACUAUGGUAGCCACUUCAACGACGGGGGUAGCAUAGAAAAGGGGUGAAACAGGAUUUAAAGGAGCCGCUGGGCUGCUCGGUUGCGAUGGGCAACCGCGGGAUGGAGGAUCUGAUCCCGCUAGUCAACCGCCUCCAGCACGCGCUGGGCUCCGCGGGGCAGAGCUGCAGCCUCCACCUGCCGCAGAUCGCUGUGGUGGGUGGCCAGAGCGCGGGCAAGAGCUCCGUCCUGGAGAACUUUGUGGGCAGAGACUUCCUUCCACGGGGUUCAGGAAUGGUCACACGCAGACCUUUAAUCCUCCAGCUGCUUACCGCUGACACUGAGCACGGUGAAUUUUUACAUUGUAAAGGAAAGAAGUUCACAGACUUUGAUGAGAUUUGCAGAGAGAUUGAGGCAGAGACACAAAGAAUCACAGGAUCAAAUAAAGGCAUCUCUCCUGUCCCCAUCAACCUACGGAUUUAUUCACCAAACGUGCUGAACCUGACUCUUGUAGACCUGCCUGGCAUCACCAAGGUGCCUGUAGGCGACCAGCCGGCAGACAUAGAGUACCAGAUACGAGACAUGAUCAUGCAGUACAUCUGUAAGGACAACUGUCUCAUCCUGGCUGUCACGCCUGCCAACACUGACCUGGCCAACUCUGAUGCACUCAAACUGGCCAAAGAUGUUGACCCACAGGGCCAGCGCACGAUUGGUGUAAUCACUAAGCUAGACCUGAUGGAUAAAGGAACAGAUGCCCGGAACAUUCUAGAGAACAGGUUGCUUCCCCUACGCAGAGGUUACAUAGGGGUGGUGAACCGCAGUCAGAAGGACGUUGUUGGGAAAAAGGAUAUAAAGGCAGCCCUGCUUGCAGAGAAGAAUUUCUUCUUGUCCCAUCCGUCCUACAAACACAUGGCUGAAAGCAUGGGCACCCCAUAUUUACAAAAAACACUUAACCAGCAACUGACAAACCACAUCAGGGAAAGUCUGCCAGCCUUCCGCAGUCACCUGCAGAGCCAGCUUCUGAGCCUGAACAAAAAGGCUGAAGAGUUCAAACAGUUUAGUCCUGAUGACCCUGCUCGGAGGACCAAGACACUGCUACAGUCAGUCAGUCAAACGUUUUUGAAGUGUGUGUGUUUGUUGUCUUUUAAACUAUUUAUGUCAGUGUUUCUCCUGGUUUAUGUGUUUCUGUCUUCCAGGUUAGCUCAGCGCUUGGCUGUUGACUUUGAGAAGCUCAUCGAGGGCUCAGGUGACACAGUGGACACUGUCAAUCUGUCAGGAGGAGCUAAGAUCAACCGAAUCUUCCAUGAGCGCUUUCCCUAUGAACUGGUCCAGAUUGAGUCAGAUGAGAAGAAGCUGCGGCAAGAGAUCAACUAUGCCAUCAGAAAUAUCCACGGUGUCAGGACAGGUCUGUUCACUCCUGACAUGGCCUUUGAAGCAAUAGUGAAGAAACAGUUAUUAUGUUUAAAGGGGCCCUGCAUUAAAUUUGUUGACAUGGUCAGUCAAGAACUAAUCACCACUCUGUACCAGUGCAUCAACAAGCUCAGUUCUUUUCCCAAACUGCAAGAAGAAACGGAGAGACUUGUUACCACUGAAAUACAAGAGCAAGAGAGUAAAUGCAAAGAGCAGGUAUUGAUGUUAAUUGAAAUACAACUUGCCUAUAUAAAUACCAAACAUGAAGAUUUCAUUGGCUUUACCAUAGCCCAGCAGACGAACAACCAAGCCAACAAGAAGACUAAUGCAGGGAUGGCAGCAAACCAUGGUGUGGCCGCUCCUUCAAGACUAAUAGUCAUACGCAAGGGCUGGCUGACCAUCAGCAACCUCGGCAUCAUGAAAGGUGGAGCCAAAGAAUACUGGUUCAUCCUCAGUGCAGAGAGCCUGUCCUGGUUCAAGGAUGAUGAGGAGAAAGAGAAGAAGUACAUGCUCCACCUGGACAACCUAAGGUUCAGAGAUGUGGAGAAGACCUUCAUGUCCAGCAAGUGUGUCUUCGCUCUCUUCAACACAGAGUUAAGGAACGUGUAUAAAGACUACAAAAGCCUGGAGUUGGCGUGUGGCUCUCAGGAGCAGUUGGACAGCUGGAAGGCGUCUCUGCUGCAGGCCGGAGUUUACCCUGAGAAAGUCGCAGUGGAUGAGCAGGGAAAUGGAGCUCCUGAGAACUUCACAGACCCUCAGUUGGAGCGUCAGGUGGAGACCAUCCGUAACCUGGUGGAAUCCUACAUGAGCAUCAUCUAUAAGACCAUCAAGGACCUCAUGCCAAAGACCAUUAUGCACCUCAUGAUCAACAGUGUGAAGGAGUUCAUUAGCUCUGAGCUCCUGGCCCAGCUCUACGCUCUGGGAGAAUGCUCAGCGCUGAUGGAUGAGUCAACGGAGCAGCAGAAGCACCGGGAGGAAGUUCUCUGCAAGCACGCCGCCCUGAAGGAGGCGCUCGCUGUCAUUGGAAAGUUCUCCACCUCUACCUGCACAACCCCUCUGCCUCCACCUGUAGACUCCUCCUGGAUACGGCCCUCCAGCCCGACACUCCCUAAAAAGACCAGUGGCAGUGUUCGAGGCCAUGCCCCAUCCGUCCCUCGAGUGCCCUCUAAUGCUUCUUCCAAGAGCACCGACAGCCUUCAGCAGAUCGCUAGGCAACAUCACCGUGCUCCACCUAGUGUGCCAAGGAGGCAUCCUCCAGCUAUCCCAAAUGUGAAAUAACAGUAUUUUCUACUCAGAACUCCAUUACCCAUCGAUACAAGUGAUCCUCUAAACCUCAGCUCGCUGCUGCUCAGAGACCUCUGACCUUUGUGAUGUGUCCUCCAGCUGAAGCUCUGCUGGGCUUCUCUCCUCUGGGAGCUGCCGUCUGCUAAUUCACUGAGUCUUGAGCGGCCUGUUUUGUACAUAAUACCAUUGGCCAUAAAUGCCGGAAUGUGCUCGUCUGCCUACUUUCCAAGAGUGCCUGAACCUUGUGUAAAUAGAAAUACCAAAUUUGAGUUAUUCUACUAAAACAGAACGCACAUGCACUAUUUUCAAUGUUUUUGAAUAAACAGGUUAUAUUUUUUAACAUGAA
Trematomus bernacchii (emerald rockcod) is the source of this 3337-nucleotide messenger RNA. It is a transcript of the gene dnm3a, whose product is annotated as dynamin 3a. The transcript is spliced from 20 exons. Gene Ontology annotation, cellular component: cytoplasm; membrane; microtubule. NCBI's taxonomy places the organism in Eukaryota, Metazoa, Chordata, Actinopteri, Perciformes, Nototheniidae. The record is from RefSeq and is a predicted model, not a curated record. Gene Ontology annotation, molecular function: GTPase activity; microtubule binding; GTP binding. The coding region runs from base 406 to 2985 and encodes 859 amino acids.